AUGGCACUUUCAGACAACGAGCUUUCAGCAGAGGACUUAACAGCUACACAAAGCAAUUGGAUUCAAUAUUCUAAACAGCACCGUAAUAAUCUCCCUCCAGGAUCAGUUACUGGCUUUGAAUGGAAAGAUUACUGUCCUAAAGCUUUCAGACUUAUACAAGAACUCGAAAAUAUUGACAAUGAUAACUACAUGAAGUUAGUUUGUAGUGACGAAACUAUAAGGAAAGUCUCUUCAACGUUGAGACUUGGAAACAUGUUCUUUCUGUCCAAGGACAACCGAUUUGCAAUAAAAACACUACGGAAAUCUGAAGUCAAGGUCCUAAUACAAAUGCUUCCAAGCUACUAUAGCCAUCUCAAAAAGUUCCGCAACACAGUAUUGAACAAGCUGUAUGGAGUUCAUCUGUUGAAGCCAGUAGGAGGUGUUAAGGUUUAUUUUGUGGUUGUAGCAAACAUAUUCAAGUCAGAUUUAUUGAUGCAUCGGUGUUAUGACCUCAAAGGCUCAUUACAAGGUCGAAAAGUCGAAAAAAUGAGAUACCGAGAGAAAACUCUUCAUAAAGAGUCGGAUCUUGAUUUUUUCUUUUACCUCGAACCACUGAUCCGAGAUAGGCUUUUGAAGCAAAUCAAGCAUGAUUGUGCUUUUCUGGAGGCUGAAGGCAUCAUGGAUUACAGUUUGUUGCUUGGUUUACAUGUAAAAGGAUCACCUCAAGGUCUCUUGAAUCGUGGAAAUACAUUUUCUCCGAACUCCUCACAUCUAGGUUCUGUUGACAGCAGAUGUUCCGACAACAACAUGAGAAUUUCCAAUGAUUUGUUGCAUCAAAGUGAUUUAUCCUCGCAAAGAUCCUCCAUCCCUUCAUUUCGAGAUUCAAUUGACAGCAGGAGUUCUACAACGGAAUUGAGUUUUGGUGAUCAGUGGCUACAAAAUAACAGUCAUUUUUAUACCUUUGGUGAAGAAAUGUCUGCACGUGGUAUUCGCGUAUCAAGGAAUGGAACAGCAAGUUUAUUAUCACGUCAAAAUUCCAGGGCGCGGGAGUGCCAUGAUGUUCUUUUGUAUUUUGGAAUAGUGGAUUUUUUUCAAAAUUACAAUGUGGUCAAGCGAAUUGAGCAUGCUUACAAGUCACUGCAGUUCGACCGAAAGAUGAUUGCAGCCAUAAAUCCCAAAGCAUAUUCUUCUCGCUUUCAGGAUUUUCUUAGUGACAUAUUUAAAGCAGAUGACUCUCUCCUCUGAGCUCACAAACAUUUACGCUUUCAGAACAUUUACAAUAUUUAUCCUGAGGGAUAACUAUACACGAGUAAGCUAAUGAUUCUCUAUCAAUUGCU
Molecule: messenger RNA, 1316 nt
Organism: Durio zibethinus
Lineage: Eukaryota; Viridiplantae; Streptophyta; Magnoliopsida; Malvales; Malvaceae
Source: RefSeq, a predicted model, not a curated record